Dujonia railenensis is the source of this 3204-nucleotide messenger RNA. The record is from the annotation of a GenBank genome assembly. Lineage: Eukaryota; Fungi; Ascomycota; Pichiomycetes; Serinales; Debaryomycetaceae.
AUGAUACGACAGAUUUUUGGGAACGCUCAGAUAUAUAAGUCACGUAUGCUAAACAAAAAGUAUGCUAAAAGGUUGAAGUCUCUAUAUACAAUGAUGAUACUUUCUGUGUUAGGUAUCGUAGUUCUUUUCUAUUUCACGGUAUUUGUCGAUGCAUACCCAGUUGCUGCAAAUGUAAGUAAGUCAUCUGGUUCUUUUUUGUACCCAUUUGCAUCCUUGAGUCAUAAACUUGGAGCUGGGUAUGCCCAGCAAAGUAGACAUAUCUUCAGCAGAAUUCAAGGGGGUAUUGAGGGAGCUUUUACUGAUUCAAACGAUGCCUCAACGGGUUUUGGUUCCAUAGGAACUAUCGAGUUUCAAAAGCAAAAUCAUUACCAAAACCAACCGUAUGUAGCCAAUGGAUACAUUGGUAGUAGAAUACCCAAUCUUGGCCAAGGUUUUAGUUACGACGACUCAUCUGAUGGGUCAUCAAAUCACUUGAACGGCUGGCCCUUGUUUAACGAACGGUAUGCUGGUGCGUUCGUCUCGGGGUUUUUCAAUAUUCAGGAGAAGACGAACGGGACUAAUUUUCCUGAACUUGCCGCCAAUGGGUAUGAGAGUAUCAUCGCAGCCAUCCCACAGUGGACAACUUUAACCCUUUCAGUGGAAGUAGAUGGAAAGACUUACAGUUUAGAUCCAUCAUUGAAAGAUGAGGAACAAGGCGAUAUUACGAAUUACUCCCAAGAACUACAACUCGAUAGAGGAAAUGUUGUUACUCAGUUCACAUGGUUGGACAAAAUUGACGUCAAAUUUACAAUUUUAGCACAUAGGGAAGAAAUUCAUUUGGGAUUGGUACUUCUUGAUGUAGUGAAUGGAUUUGAAAAUUCGGUUGAUAUAAAAAUCGAAGACAAAUUGGAUUUUGCUACAGCUCAGCGCUGUCAAUACGUGAACAGCACGGCUAAUGACGAUAAUGAAGCAAUUUUAUUGUUAUUCCAACCUCAUCAAUUACUGCAUGUUAACGGGGCGAUAUACUCAAAAUUGAGUCACGGGCAAGGAGAAAGGACCGUAAAGAUGGGAAAUAACUCAGUGUCGCAGAUUUUGCAGAUCAAUAUUGCUUCCAACUCAAGCAUUGAAGUAUCUAAACACGUUGGAAUAGUAACCAGCGAUAUCGAUCCAGAAAAUUUGAAAACCACAGACGAUGUCGUCAACUUGGCUAAGUCUACGGUAUUGACUAGCUUGGAUAAAACUGACACUCAAUUGUUAAUCACUCAUGAGAGUUUAUGGACGGAAAUUUUGGGAUCAAUUGAUGUUGAAUUUGUUGAUGAUGACUUGUUGACAAUGGCAUCAAGAGCAUCCUUGUAUCAUUUAGCUGCAAAUACGAGACCCAAUGCGCAAGGUGUCACCGCGGCAUUGGCUGUAGGAGGGUUAUCAUCUGACUCGUAUGGUGGAAUGGUAUUUUGGGAUACUGAUCUAUGGAUCUCAGGAGGAUUACUACCAUUUCUUCCGGAUCAUGCCAAAAGUUUUGUAAAUUACAGGCUUUAUACCCAUUCUCAAGCCAAAAAGAAUGUUCCAGAGGGUUAUGAAGGUGCAGCAUAUCCUUGGACUAGUGGUAGAUAUGGUAACUGUACGGCUACAGGGCCUUGUUUGGAUUAUGAAUAUCAUAUAAACGUUGCAGUUGCGUAUGGAGCGUGGAAUAUUUACUUAAGUGGCUCGGAAGAUGACACUUACUUAGAAGAAGUUGUGUUUCCAUUAGUAGAGGAUGCAGCAGCAUUCCUCUCCACUUAUGUCGCGAAGUAUAAUGAAACUUUGGACAAGUAUACUACGCAUAAUUUGACUGACCCAGAUGAAUAUGCUAAUCAUGUUGAUAACGGUGCUUAUACUAAUGCGGCCAUUGAAGAAUUAAUGAAAUGGGCUAGUUCCAUAUGCGAUCACUUUGAUAGAAAUUGUACCCUGUUCUCCAGUGAUAUCGUAGAUAAAGGAAUGUAUUUGCCUACUGCAGCACCCGAUGACGUUACUUUGGAAUAUUCAGGAAUGAAUUCAUCUAUUGAGGUUAAACAAGCUGAUGUUGUUAUGUUGUCCUACCCUCUUGAUUCUACCCUUCUUAAUGAAGAUGAUGCAAGAAGUAAUUUAAAUUACUAUGCUGCCAAGCAAGUUUCUUUUGGGCCAGCUAUGACUUUCCCUAUGUUUUCAGCAGUCUCGUCCAAACUUUCUCUUUCAGGAUGUUCUUCUGUCUCAUACUUAUUGAAAUCGGUAGAACCUUAUUUGAGAGCUCCUUUUGCUCAAUACCUGGAACAAAAUAAUGAUGAUUUUGCAACAAAUGGUGGAACCCACCCAGCCUUUCCAUUUUUGACAGCACACGGAGGAAUCUUACAAGCAGUACUUCAACUUGCCGGCUUGAAGUAUGAUUACUACUUCGAUUCUUCCCAAAGUAUUAAAAGACUUCUUAGAUUGGACCCAGUUUCAACUAGCUGCCUUGGAGAAAAUGGAAUUAACAUUAAAGGUAUUAAAUACUUGAAUCAGACAAUUGAUUUUGAAUUUACUUCUGAUAAGCUAAUCCUUAAACACCAAGGCCCUUUAUCUGCUGAACAUAAACAAGAGGAUAUUAAUUUUUAUUUAGCUGAAAGAAAUGAACUCAGUGAGAAUAAAAAGGUCCACACUUUGGUAUCGGGCGAUGAAUUUUCAAUUCCCUUAUUCAAAUCCCAGCUUAAUGUCCCUGAGAAUAUUAUAGAAUGUGGUAAUGCGAUAAUCUCGAAUAUUACAGCAGGCACUUUUGGAGAUAUUUCGAGUAUGAUGAACGAUGGAGAUAAUUACACUUAUUGGCAAGCUAAUUCUCUGGAAACUGCACAAAUUUUGAUCAAUAUUAAGGAAGAAAGUAACCUCAAAAGAGGGCUUAUUAACUGGGGAACACGGCCUGCAAAAUCUUUCUCUUUGUCUAGAAUACAAAGUGAUAUAUCUGGAGAGCUUAUAAGCAGAGUUGAAGCUUUUCAUCAGCCAACGGAUUUCAGUAAUUGGACUCAUACACUUGUUGAAAAAGAUGUUACUAUCAGCGCACCUUUCAAUUACACUGAGUUUACUUCCAUUCAAGUUGCUGAUAAGUAUAACAUUACCACUUUUUCCAUUGAAACUGACCAAGUUACUAAGUACCUAUUGCUAGAGUUUAAUGGUACUCUAGACGAUGUAACCGAUUCUGAAUUGGGUGCGACUAUCAAUGAGAUUCUGUUAUUUGGGUAA